Scatophagus argus is the source of this 3025-nucleotide messenger RNA. RefSeq names its product nuclear receptor subfamily 2, group F, member 5 (gene nr2f5). Gene Ontology annotation, biological process: cell differentiation; anatomical structure development; regulation of transcription by RNA polymerase II. The record is from RefSeq and is a predicted model, not a curated record. NCBI's taxonomy places the organism in Eukaryota, Metazoa, Chordata, Actinopteri, Scatophagidae. Gene Ontology annotation, molecular function: zinc ion binding; RNA polymerase II cis-regulatory region sequence-specific DNA binding; nuclear receptor activity. The transcript is spliced from 4 exons. Bases 1223 to 2437 code for a protein of 404 amino acids.
UCAGAGAUCAUUUCACUUUUUUUUCAGUCAUUUUACAUCUUAACAACAGGUAUAUUAUUCCUGGUCUGGACACAUAAGAUGCAAAACAUUUGAUUUUAAACGAGACUCAGAUGUAGUCCACUUGAAAGUACUCACGACAACCGUCUCUGUCAGUCAAAUCCACCCUAAUAGACCGCCGUCCAAUCAGAACGCUUCUUACUUUUUAACAGACUUUCGUGGCCAAUCGCGACCGGCCCUUGUUUUUUCACCUCUCCAGCUGAGGGGAGGGGAUGUGACCUUAUUUGGCAGUUAUGGCCUUAUAUGGAGCGCCGCCAGGGGGGCAGCCGUACGAAGCAGCCUGCUGGUAAUACUUUCGCCAAAUUGUAGCUUUGACUCUCAGAGGUGGAGCAGGCAGUUGACGGGUGAAGCGACAGCUCGAGCGGUUGUGUACUGUCUCCGUGUAAUCUCUCCUACACAGACGAUCACCGGGAAUAUUUAGGCUGCGUGUCGGCCCAGCAUAUUUCGCUGCUCACUGGCGUCGCUUUCCUAAAAGCCUGAUCGCUCUGAUCUCAAGAACAAGAGGAACAAGGAUCGCCGACUCCUCGGGACUGCGCUUUAUGCUGAUUCCAAGACUGAACUGGGACUAAACAAAUGUUCCACCUCGCGACAUGAAACGUGGUCAGUGUUAAAGUACGUGUGACAUUCACGAGGUAAAAUUGAUUUGGAGUGAAUGUAAAUGCAGUAGUGAACGUGGUGGGACAGACUGGGGCAACCCGCGGAGAGGCGAAAAUACUGUCGCGAGCUGCAGUAUAUCCCGUGUAUUUUGUCCACUUCUUAACGGCAGGCAAGACAUUAAUCCAACGUUGUAUUUUUACAGCCUGCACGCUGACUUGUUGGACUGACUUUUCCGAGAGGUUACACUCUGAAGAACAACGUGUUUAUGGAUUGCUGCGCAGCGAGGAACACCGGGAGUUGUAGGCUACGCGCUUAUGCAUCGAUCAUGUUGAUACCUCGCUGUUGCUGUAAACUUUGAUAGAUGUUUACAGAUAUACCUCAGUAAUCCUAUAGAGAACCUGUUUAAACAAAUUAGCUCAGUGAAGCUCAGAAUUGACCUCUGGAGGAAGUGGGAAGCACCUUUUCGCCCUCCCUCGGUUUUUCUCCCAAGACGUCAGGACGGAUCUGUAUCAUUGAGUCCGACUCUCCUUCUGUGAUUUAAACAAAGACCAAAGUGUUUGGGGAUAGCAUGGCAAUGGUAGUAAGCCAGUGGCCAGAGAACAUUUCGGCAGAUCCGGGGUCUCAGCUCCAGAUUUGCAGCCAGGAGCCCGGCGGGGCACCGGGGACUCCUAACGGUUCCACCCCGGGGAACGAUGCACUUUCCGGGGACAAGAUCCCCAACGUGGACUGCAUGGUGUGCGGGGACAAGUCCAGUGGGAAACAUUACGGUCAGUUCACCUGCGAGGGAUGCAAAAGCUUCUUCAAGCGCUCGGUGAGGCGGAACCUGUCUUACACCUGCAGGGGGAACCGAGACUGCCCCAUCGACCAGCACCACCGGAACCAGUGUCAGUACUGCCGGCUGAAGAAGUGCCUCAAAGUCGGCAUGAGGAGAGAAGCUGUACAGCGAGGACGUACGUCAAACUCUCAGAGCAGCCCAGGACAGUACCUGACCAACGGCACCGACCCAUACAACGGCCAGCCAUACCUCUCCGGCUUCAUUUCUCUGUUGCUGCGCGCCGAGCCCUACCCCACGUCUCGCUACGGAGCCCAGUGCAUGCAGGGAAACAACCUGAUGGGCAUUGAGAACAUAUGUGAGCUGGCGGCCCGGCUGCUCUUCAGUGCUGUUGAGUGGGCCAAGAACAUCCCUUUCUUCCCUGACCUGCAGCUCAUGGACCAGGUGGCGCUCUUACGCAUGUCAUGGAGCGAGCUCUUCGUCCUUAACGCCGCCCAGUGCUCCAUGCCGCUUCAUGUGGCCCCUCUGUUGGCGGCGGCAGGCCUGCACGCAUCGCCCAUGUCGGCAGAGCGCGUGGUGGCCUUCAUGGACCACAUCCGCGUCUUCCAAGAGCAGGUGGAGAAGCUGAAGGCCCUGCAGGUAGACACGGCUGAAUAUUCCUGCCUCAAGUCCAUCGUGCUCUUCACAUCUGAUGCUAUGGGACUGUCAGAUGUUGCCCACGUGGAGAGCAUCCAGGAGAAGUCCCAGUGCGCCCUGGAGGAGUAUGUAAGGAACCAGUACCCCAGCCAGCCAAACCGCUUUGGACGUCUCCUGCUCCGCCUGCCCUCCCUGCGCAUCGUUUCCUCUCCGGUCAUUGAGCAGCUGUUUUUCGUUCGCCUGGUAGGCAAAACACCCAUCGAGACGCUGCUGCGUGACAUGCUGCUCUCGGGCUCCAGCUACAACUGGCCCUACAUGCCCACUGUGCAGCGCGAGCGGCCCAUCUCCCUCCACUACAACGAGAACGGGCCCUGAGGUGGAGAGGCAGACAACGGAGAAGCUGCAGGACAUAUUCAGGCUGAACGUCCAUUUGACUGUUCUUCCAUCCAUCCCUCUUUCCCUUCACUCUCUGACUUCAACUUCUCAGCUUUCCCUGAGGAAGCAUCUUCCUCACCAUUCCGCUCAAAACCCCCUACUGACAGUAUCAUCCGUUAUCGUCCAGGUUACAGAAGCCAGCCAAUCACUCACCGUGGCCAUUUCAGAGACUUGGUGGCCCUUUGCCGUCCGUCAGCCGACGGUUCAGUCUGCAUUUGAGAUGUGGCACGAGAUGGACAGGUUGGUAGAACGGGUUAUUGCGCAGUUCACCAGCAGGUCUGUUGGACUCAUUUCAGAUGUCAGUCUCAAACCCCAUGAACACAGGGGCAGCAAUAGACAAAACAUUCGCUCAAUUGUUGGUGCUGCACAAGCAUCCCAGCAAGGCAAAAACUGAGCAAGGGCUUUGCCAGUGGGACUCUACAACCAAGAGCACAAGGCCCAUUGUAUAUUUUCCAAUUUUUGAAAAGAAAGCCAGAAGCCAUUAAAAAAAAGAAAGACAAAUGCCAAAAUGUCUUGGACUUUUGCAAA